This is a messenger RNA of Sardina pilchardus (European sardine), 1377 nucleotides long. RefSeq names its product WD repeat domain 4 (gene wdr4). The transcript is spliced from 11 exons. NCBI's taxonomy places the organism in Eukaryota, Metazoa, Chordata, Actinopteri, Clupeiformes, Clupeidae. The record is from RefSeq and is a predicted model, not a curated record. The coding region runs from base 35 to 1234 and encodes 399 amino acids. Gene Ontology annotation, biological process: tRNA modification; RNA (guanine-N7)-methylation. Gene Ontology annotation, cellular component: nucleus; tRNA methyltransferase complex; cytosol. Gene Ontology annotation, molecular function: protein binding.
AUGUGAGCUUACCGGAGCUUACCUCUCAGCAGAUAUGGCGACAGCCGUGAUAUGUGGUGAAUGGAUAGUCACAACAAGUGGGAACAAACUGACAGCUGUACACACCAGAGAGAGUCGAGACGCGUUUGUGUUCGACUGCAGUCAAGUGGAGUUGAAACCGAAGGAGGCCGUCGCAUCCGACAACAGCAGGGAUGAGGGCGGAGAGGGGGCGGGGUCUGAUGCGGUGCUCGCGGUGGCCGCGUCUCCUAGCGGAAGGCUGCUCGCCCUGACCGACGACCGCAAACGCCUGCUGCUGCUGGCGACACAACCGACCUGGCACCUCCAGAGCUGCAGGUGGGUGACGCGUCGCUGCACAGCGCUGGUGUUCUCUGCUGAUGAAGAGUGUGUGUGGGUGGCGGAUAAGUCUGGGGACGUGUACUCCUUCUCCACCUCACACACACACACACACACACCAGGACACCUCCAGCUGGGACACCUCUCAAUGCUGCUGGCCCUGGUGGUAACCGCUGACGACCGGUACGUCAUCACAGCAGACAGAGACGAGAAGAUCAGAGUCAGUCACAAGAGUGCACCCCACAACAUCCAGGCCUUCUGCCUAGCACACACAGAGUUCGUCAGCGCUCUGUUUGUCCCCCCGCGGUACCCUGACCGCCUCCUCUCUGGAUCUGGGGAUGGCACAGUAAAACUCUGGGACUAUGCUACCGGCCAGAGGCUACAGAGUCUAGACCUACGGGAGACACACCAAGAGGAGAGUGUGUGUAUCAAGCGCAUUACCAGCUCUCCUGAUGGACAUCAUAUAGCUGUGCUGUGUGACAGGUUGCCACGGCUGCAACUCUUUGAGAUGACAUCAGGAUCUGAAGCCACACCCACGCAGUGUUUGCCCCUCCCACAGUCACCGUUGGAUACGACCUUUGACCCUCAGGGUCGCCUGUGGGUGCUGCUGGACGACAAACACACACCUGUGCUGCUGUUCACACACACAUCACAGCACUGGGAGUGUGUUGCAGAGCAGCCUGAUCUGAAAAGAGUUUCUGAAGCUCUACUCACUCAUAGUGUGCCUCUGCCAGUAGAGGCAGGCCUGCGGCUGCAGCAGCUGUAUAAGGUGGGCUUUGACAACACCGCCACCUACAGGCAGCGUAAGGAGCAGCGCCUGCAGGAGAGGAGGGACCCCAGCGCCCCCCCACAGGCCAACGGGGCCAAGAAACCACGGCAACAGCACACCAGCCCCUCCUGAUCAUUAUGGGGUGGGAACAAGUUCAAACUUUUAUUUUCACACACAGCUAACUCCCUCUGCUGAGCCCGAGUCUGCCUGUGUCUCGCUUUUGGAAUGAAUAAAACGGUUUAAAAAAGAGCCUCAAUCGACCUGUGUCUCGCUUU